AUGCAAACACUACGCCGCAAGAUGCCACCUUUCUUCUACCUUUGGUGCCUACUGCUUGCGCCGUGCCUUCUUCUCUUGGAAGAAGCACAUGCGGCACGCUAUGGAGGGGCCUCACUGAGGUCUCAGCACAUGGCCCUCCUCCGCUGGAAGGCUACUCUUGCAAGCCCACCGCCCCAGAUGAGCUCUUGGCUGGAGAACACCAGCCCGUGCAACUGGACGGGAGUCAUGUGCUCGGCCAUUCGCCGUGGCCGCCGCAUGCCCCGAGUGGUGACCAACCUCUCCUUGCCCAAUGCUAGCAUCACUGGCAAUCUUGGUGAGCUCAACUUCUCGGCUCUUCCAUUCCUCACGUACAUCGACCUUAGUAACAACAGUCUCCAUGGUGCAAUACCCGCUAGCAUCGGCUCCCUGUCAUCACUAUCCCAUCUUGACCUCGGCUUCAACAAUCUCAAAGGCCAAAUUCCGUCUGAGGUUGGUUGCCUCCACCAAGACAUGAGAUCAGGUCCCAUUCCUGGGGAGAUUGGAAAGCUUGUAAACCUACAAUUUCUACAGCUAACAAACAACGCAUUAAGCGGUUUGAUACCCAAAAGCCUUGGAAAUCUGACCCAACUUAAUACUUUGCGCCUGUAUGGUAAUCUACUUUCAGGGCCUAUGCCCCUGGAGCUAGGCCAGCUAAUCCAUUUGCAAGAUCUUGAACUUGGUUCAAAUCAUAUUUCAGGUCCAAUCCCAAUAUCCAUAACCAAUCUCACUGAGAUGAGAAGACUUUCUCUCACUAGAAAUCAAAUCACAGGUCCAAUACCCCCUGAAGUUGGCAACCUUGCUAAGCUAAACCAUCUUGAUCUGUCCAAAAAUCAAAUCACAGGUCCAAUACCCCCUGAAGUUGGCAACCUUGCUAAGCUAAACCAUCUUGAUCUGUCCAAAAAUCAAAUCACAGGUCCAAUACCCCCUGAAGUUGGCAACCUUGCUAGGCUAAACCAUCUUGAUCUCUCCAAAAAUCAAAUCACAGGUCCAAUACCCCCUGAAGUUGGCAACCUUGCUAGGCUAAACCAUCUUGAUCUCUCCAAAAAUCAUAUCACAGGUCCAAUACUCCCUGAACUUGGCAACCUUGCUAGGCUAAACCAUCUUGAUCUCUCCAAAAAUCAAAUCACAGGUUCAAUACCCCUAGAAUUAGGGAACCUCACUAUGCUCAAUGCACUUUAUCUCCAUGAAAACCAAAUAUCUGGCCCUAUUCCUGGCAGCUUGGGAAAUGUAACCAAGCUAGUAGAACUAUACCUCCAUCAAAAUCAAAUAACCGGCUCCAUUCCCCAAGAAAUUGGCAAUCUGGUGAACCUCAAACAUUUAAUGUUGGAUCAGAACAUAAUUUCGGGGUCAAUAACAGAAUUUCAGCCAGCGUUGUUCCUUGCGUAG
Molecule: messenger RNA, 1404 nt
Organism: Triticum turgidum subsp. durum (durum wheat)
Lineage: Eukaryota; Viridiplantae; Streptophyta; Magnoliopsida; Poales; Poaceae
Source: the annotation of a GenBank genome assembly